GAUAAAUUUUCUUGAGCAUACGCAUCAAGAAAAUUUUCUCUUCGUGAUUCAAUUGAAACUGUACAGUGCAGUUGUUGCGGUAUGGCUGACAUGGGCUUAAGUUUAGAUGACAUAAUUAAAAAGACUAAACCUUCAGGCAUGAGAAACAGAACAGGUGCCCGUCGAGGCUUCAACAGAGGAUCACGCGCCAAUGGUUCCAUAAGGGGUCGUGGCGCCCAUGCUCUCACAGAUGCACGUUUCAAGAUAAUACAAAAGAAUCGUGAGAAACUUACGGAUGCUAGAGAUAAGCUUGCAGAGAUCGCUAAACAAAGUGAUGCAAGAUUGAAAUUAGAUAAAAUACGAGCCUCACAUUUGAAAAGGAUAGAAACUCAAGUUCCUGGAAUAUCACGGAAAACUGGUAGAAAUGGUAGGCUUUCCUUGUCGACUAAUAAAAUUCCACCUAUGAUGCCGCAUGUAAUGCCACCAAACAACUAUAUGCCACCACCAUCUAGAACGAUAGGUUACAGACCCCCUUCUCUAGCAGAAUCUCACUAUUCUGGUGAUAUGCCAAUUGAUUAUAAUGACGAUUAUGCAGUAGAUAUUAUGCCUUUAAGACGAACUGUCAACAAUGAUUACGCGCCAACGCCUCCACCACCACCUCCAGUGUUCAGUAUUAAACCUUCGUCUCCGUACACAUGGGUAAAACCAACGGGUAAUAAUGUAACAAGGAUUGUACCGUCUCGUAAAUCCGAUGUCGAGAGAGAAAGGGAAAGAGUGAGAGAUUAUAAAAUUAUGACGCAUCCAUUUAUGACAAAGACUGUAUCUCCACCUUAUAAGGAAGACUGGUCCUUCGGCACAAAAUCACGGACUAUCUUAGCUGAAGAUUCAAUCGAUUCGAAGUAUUACGAGCCCAGAAGUCAAAGAGAUAUAGGAGUAAAAUCACGUCUUGAUUCAAUUCCAAGUAAAUCAAGAACAAUGGAUCAUUUAUCUCGACCCAAAACUAGUUCGAGUUCGUCGAGUCAAUCAACCGGUUACAGAAUCGUAGUAUCUAACUUGCAAGCUAAUGUUACUCAAGAGGAUAUAAAGGAAUUAUUCGAGGAUGUGGGAGAAUUGCUUAUUUCUAGAUUAGUACGUCCAGGAACUGCAGAAGUUAUAUACAAAACAUUAAAGGAUGCUACUAAAGCGGUGGAAACUUAUCACAAUAGACAAUUGGAUGGUCAUCCGAUGAAAUGUUUACUCGUUAAUCCUAGACCAAAAAAUAAUCCAACUGGUCCAGCUGUCAGAUCAAUUUCGGAUUCAAGACGAAGCGUUAGUUCGAGUUACGUACAACCAAGUUUAGGAGCCGUUCAUCGUGCAUUAUUUGAUGAUCCUAAUUAAAUGUAUCGGACUUGUACGUGAGGUUCUUGUACAUAAUAACGCAAAGGUAGAGGAAUAUAGGUUUGCACCGACAAAGAAUUUAUUAGAUUCUUACAAGACGACGACGAUGACGAUGAUGACAACGAUGAUGAUGAUGAUGAUGAUGAUGAUAACGAUGACGGUAAUGUUGAUGAUCUCAUAAUAUCAUAGACCGUUAAUUAUUUAAAUAUAAAAGCUAACAUACCGCGCGUACAUGCAAGUCCUUUCAUGCACAAGAAACUCUCUCAUGGGUAAUCUCUCACAUAAGUCUAAAAACUUGUCGAAAUAUUGUAAUAUUUUUACGAUUACAAUUUGAUGUAACAAAUGGCACGUUAGUUGUUUUAGCACUUAUGCAUUUUGAGACGGGGUUAAUUCUUGAAAUUUAACGGAACUCGAGCGUAAAUGUCUUUUCUUUUUUCUACUUUCCUUUUUUUAUCAUGCCCCCUGGGUCGAUGGAAUGUUCAUUCGAUAAAAAUUAAUUAAUAAAUUAUUUGAAAUGUCACGUGUGCCGGGAUCUCGUAAAAACGAACUUUAUGAAAAUAGGCGAUAUAGAUACAAAAGAUACUUAAAAAUUAAUACUAACCGCUAUUCUCUCUAAUACGACACAGUUAUUACAUAAUCGAUCAAAAUAUAUAUUUACAAAGUGUACCUAUAAUUUAAAAUUGUUUUCUUCAAUACUGUACCAUCACACGAAUAUGAAAUAAGUUAAGUUCUUCUUUUAAUACGCUCCUUUAUUCUAAACCUAAUGAACCUUUGAACAUAAUCUCACUUGGUUUUCAUAUAGAAA
Molecule: messenger RNA, 2161 nt
Organism: Vespa velutina
Lineage: Eukaryota; Metazoa; Arthropoda; Insecta; Hymenoptera; Vespidae
Exons: 7
Coding region: 82-1356 (424 amino acids)
Biological process (GO): mRNA export from nucleus
Cellular component (GO): nucleus
Molecular function (GO): mRNA binding
Source: RefSeq, a predicted model, not a curated record